CUGUCAGCCGAUUCCUCAUUACAUAGCGGGAGCUUUCCCGCUCAGAGAAACUUCACGGCGGAGAAGCCGUAUUUAUGUUAUGUAUGCGGAAGAUUUUUCUCUCGGAAGACGCAUCUAAUUGAACACGAAAGGACUCACACGGGUGAGAAGCCUUUUUCGUGCUCAGAAUGCGGGAAGUGUUUCAUGCAGAAGUCGGCCCUGGCUCUCCAUCAGCGGAUUCAUACGGGGGAGCUGUAUCCAUGUCCGGAGUGCGGAAAGUGUUUCACACGGGUAUCACAUCUCAUCCCACACCAAAGGACCCACAGCGGCGUGAAGCCGUUUUCGUGCUCCGAGUGCGGGAAGUGCUUCCUACAGAAGUCAGCCGUCACCAGGCACAUGAGGAUCCACACCGGGGAGAAGCCGUACGCUUGUUCGAUAUGCGGGAAGUGCUUCUCCAUGAAGUCAAACGUGAUCGAGCACGAGAGAACUCACACCGGUGAGAAGCCCUUUUCGUGCUCCGAGUGCGGAAAAUGUUUCACGGAAAGGUCCAAUCUCGCUACGCAUCAGAUUAUCCACACCGGCGUCCGGCCGUAUUCCUGUUCAGUCUGCAGCAGGGGUUUCACCACUAAGCAGAAUUUGCUUAAACAUCAGCAGGUCCACACAAACGCUAAGUCCCGGGCCAGUUCCGAGUGAAGGAAACGUUGCUCAGAGAAACUGUCU
Nanorana parkeri is the source of this 699-nucleotide messenger RNA. Its product is annotated as gastrula zinc finger protein XlCGF71.1-like. The record is from RefSeq and is a predicted model, not a curated record. Gene Ontology annotation, biological process: regulation of transcription by RNA polymerase II. The coding region runs from base 184 to 672 and encodes 162 amino acids. Gene Ontology annotation, molecular function: DNA-binding transcription factor activity, RNA polymerase II-specific; RNA polymerase II cis-regulatory region sequence-specific DNA binding. NCBI's taxonomy places the organism in Eukaryota, Metazoa, Chordata, Amphibia, Anura, Dicroglossidae. The transcript has a single exon.